This is a messenger RNA of Bathycoccus prasinos, 1044 nucleotides long. RefSeq lists its product with no specific name. The record is from RefSeq and is a predicted model, not a curated record. The coding region runs from base 1 to 1044 and encodes 347 amino acids. Gene Ontology annotation, cellular component: COP9 signalosome; cytosol. Lineage: Eukaryota; Viridiplantae; Chlorophyta; Mamiellophyceae; Mamiellales; Bathycoccaceae. The transcript has a single exon.
AUGGACGCCAAGUUACAAUCGAUAGCUUCGCUACAAAACGACUCCGAGAAAGUUGUUCGAUAUACGGAAUUGUUGCGAGAAAUUUCGAUCGACGCCUCGGACGAAAAGAGUCUUGUCGAACAGUUUGUCGCGCACCUCCUCUCCGUCCCUUCUUUGCAAGUGAGCAAGCAAGUGUUUCAGCACUUCUCGUCUUCUUUGGAGAGUUCCAUGUGCAAAUUAGACGAUUCAUACAAGUUCACUCUUUUUGUAAAGUUCGCCAAGUACUUGUUGGAACAAUCUUCUUCUUCUUCAACUGUCGUCAGUGACGAAGGGGUAGACGAGUCGUCCGUGGCGAAUUCGGAAAUGUACUUGAAUCGAGCCAAGUUUCUUUUGAGUAAAUGUAAAGACGAAGAGAGUAUGAGAGACUUUAAACUGUGCGAUGCAAUCAUUUCGGAUCUGAAAGGACGUUUUGUCGAAGCUGGAUUGGGGUACUUAGCUUUGAAGGAUUUCCGAAACGCUGCGAUAUGCGCGACGUUGAGCAAAGACAGUUACCAAAAGACUCGACUGAUUGCGAAACUUUUAGCGCCUCCUUCUGUGGCGGCGGUGAUGAAAGCAAAAGGAGAAGAAGACACAACGAUGGCAACAGACGACGGAGAUAACGACGAAGAAGGUUUGUUGAACAUAUUAAAAUCCAUUCAGCUCGGACGGAUUGUAGAUGCAGACGCCAUCAAGAGCAAAUUGACGAAACCACACCACCUGAACGCCUUCGUCGCCGUCAACUUGGAGCAUAACUUACUCUGUGUGAGUAAGUUGUACAAAUCGAUAACGUUAGUCGAGUUGUCCAACAUUUUAAAAGUGAACGAACGCGAGGCGGAAAGAAAAGGAAUCGAGAUGAUCAGUCAAGGGAAAUUCAAAGGCGUUUUUGACCAAGAAGUUGGAUUGUUGGAGUUUUUGAAGAACGAAGAGGAGGAGGAGGUCCACGCUUUGCGAACGCUGACCGACAAAAUCGCGCAGGUGUGCGACUUGAUUACGAAAAGUAAAAGCAAGGACGGCGUGCGAGCUUGA